This is a messenger RNA of Schizophyllum commune H4-8, 1779 nucleotides long. RefSeq lists its product as uncharacterized. The transcript has 3 exons. Bases 1 to 1779 code for a protein of 592 amino acids. The record is from RefSeq and is a predicted model, not a curated record. NCBI's taxonomy places the organism in Eukaryota, Fungi, Basidiomycota, Agaricomycetes, Agaricales, Schizophyllaceae.
AUGCCGCCCAAGAAGCCAUCUGUAAUCAUCAGUUCAUCGUGGGACCUCGGCUUACUUGCGUCGAAACUCAAGUUUAUGGGAUCCUCUGGGAGAGAAGGGCAAGCACUCGUCGAGCAAAUACGUGUCUUAUUGCAUUCCCAUCAUCCCUUCGACGAUCUUCGCGCAUCGCCCAUGCUUUCAAAUGGUUUACCACGCAACGUAGAUUCUCCUACCACCACACGCGCUCUUCAGUGCUUCAUUGCACUACAGUUCCUCCUCCAGCUUCCCGAGAAAAGCUUCAGUCUACUUGCCACUGACCUCGCCGAAGGCUGCCUAUGCGAGUUCUGGGAUUCAAUAAUCGCCUGGAUUCAGUACUCGCACUCCGGCUUCCGCUCUCCCAUUCUGGGAAGGAAAAACGUCGACAUGGCGCCACUUGUAUCCAUUCUCACUUCCCUUUUCCGGCGAGCAAAGGUCCUGAUACCUGAUCUAUUCGCUCGUACACCAGAGAUAUAUGGUAUACUCGUCGACCUCUGGUUGCACCUCGACUUGUAUGUCCGUGGUGACGGUCUUGACACGAGCAUGGAUGAACUUGGUCGUGCAUAUAUCGAUCACGCGGUAUGGAGGAGCGGCGUUCAGGACGCGCAAUACUGGUCCUGGGAUGAUGGAGAUCUGAAUGCGAUCAAUGGUGCGCGCUGGGCCAUCCGAGACCGCACUCGAUACUGCUAUCGUCGAUUCGUCUUCCACGCCCGCCGUUUCUUCGAACGCCUCCGUGCAGCCGACUUGAAGCGCACCGAUCCGCACUACGCGUGUCUUUAUAAUCAGCUUACCGCAAUCAGGUCGUUUGCGAACCAUCUGCUUCCUGUGUCGUGCAUGCCGCGCGAUGUGAUCCGCGAUCUCGUCGAGAUCGUGCGUGUCUGCCACUCGUCGUCCUCCGCUCUCUCUAUCGCAGAGAAUGCGUGCGACACGCUGGCAGUCAUAUGGCAAGCAACGGAUGACCAGCGCGCGCUCGUUUGGUCUCUGCGCGACGGGGUGCUUCCCUUGGUACUGUCGCUAUAUCACCGUGACCAGCCGAGUGACAGAGUCAGGAAUGCACUGGGGUGCAUAGCCAUCCUCUCUGCCUUCGCCGAGGUCCAACGCGCGCUCCCGCUGGACAUGUCGUUCGUCGACGAGUUCCCGCAGGGAGCCGGCGCAUACGCUCAGCGCCUCGCCGAUAUAGCCCGCCCAAUCUACCGGAAUGUGUGCGCCUAUGAUCAGUGCCCUUGCAGCGACGAUAACCCGGGCAAGAAACUCCGCCGCUGCCCGUGCUUGUCUGCGCGAUACUGCUCGCGGGUAUGCCAAUCGAAUGAUUGGCAUACACACCGGGCUCUACAUCGUCGCGCGCGGAUCGCGGGAGUGCGAGGAAAUCUAUCCCCGCGUAGCGCACACUUUUUGGAGGCGUGCGGUGAAGACUACCUACGUCAGAAUUUCGAGUCCAUUCUCGACGAAGUAGUGCGCGAUCUGCACGAUAGUCGUGCCGCCCCGCCAUACGUCGCGUGUGUAGAGAUACACAUCGAUGGGCGCACCAAGGCCGGCUGGCAUGAUGUUUCCAUAGCCAUCGCCGACAGUGAUGACAAAGAUUCGAAUGCAGCACCGAAGGAAGAGUUCAAAGGCGAAGGGGAGGUUCUCAUAUGGGCAGAGCUCCGCCGAAUAGACGAGUUCGCAGGCGCGGUUCCGAUACGAUACAUGAAGUUGGAGAAGCUCGAACAGGAGGCUGGCGGGACGAAUUGCGUAGGAAAAGUUGCCCCGACGGCCCAGACGUAG